AUGGCCGACUUCCUCCCCCUCAGCUCCCUCGAAGUCCCCCAAGCACACAACCCAGCACUUCUCCGAGACAGGAAACAAAAUGCCCGAAUACCGCAUCACCGUCCGCCAACAGCCCUUGCUGCUCGCAGCUGUGGUUUCGGCGAACGCGAUCGGCGUGUAAUCGACCCCCCUCCAAUCGUCCAGCUCGUCCUGGCCGAUACCCCCACAACAGCGACUCUCACACCCGAGGAACGCUCGCGCUGGCUCCGUCAUCAAUUCUCCGUCGUACACUGCAGCAUCUGGGACGAAACCGGUACGCGCGACAUGAGCAGCAUGCCGGAGGAUUUUCGGCAGCAGCGAAGGCUGAUGGGCACGCUUGUGGCGAGCCCCUUCGUUGGGCUGGAUGAUAAGGGUGAGGAAGGAUGCUUCUUUUGCUUUCCUGACCUGAGCUGCCGAACGCCAGGGACUUUCCGGUUGAAGUUUGCGCUCGUGAUGAUAGACCCGACAAGGAUGCAUGUUGGGCAUCGGUCGGCAAUCGUGGCAACAGUCAUGAGCGAACCGUUCCAGGUGUUUAAUGCGAAGGACUUCCCGGGGAUGCAGGCCAGCACACCGCUGACGAAAAGGUUAAAGGAGCAGGGAUGUCUGAUUAGCAUCAAAAAGGGGAAUGAGAAGAGGGACGGGAAAAAUGGAAGCGGAGGAGACUCGGCAAGUGGUGGUAAAGGACCAAAUAAGCGAGAAGAGGAUGACGAUGACGAUGAUGAUGAGGGUAGUGGAUGUGAGGAAAGAGCCAGCAAAAGGCUUAAGCGAUGA
This is a messenger RNA of Thermochaetoides thermophila DSM 1495, 789 nucleotides long. RefSeq names its product putative vea protein. The record is from RefSeq and is a predicted model, not a curated record. The transcript is spliced from 2 exons. Bases 1 to 789 code for a protein of 262 amino acids. Lineage: Eukaryota; Fungi; Ascomycota; Sordariomycetes; Sordariales; Chaetomiaceae.